AUGUCAUCCCCAAUGAAAAGAAGACCCGCUCUAGUAGGCAAAAAUGUGAACAGCAUCAGUAGGAGAUCGAUACACAAAAAUGAUAGCACACAUUCCUCACCCACAAAGAAAAGCAAUAGAAACUCACAACUAAUAGACCUUGCGUUGAGGAAAAGUCCAGUCAGACAAGUGUCCUUGUCACCACAGAGACGAACUCGUCAAACUGAAGAAACUAGCAUACCGUUCAAAAUGUUUGAAGAAACAUCGGAGAUGAGAGCUAACAUCUUGGAGGAACAUCAACUUUUACUGACUCGUUCAGUGCAGUUUCAUGAUGAAAAUGAAUACGAAGACGUUAAGGAGAACGUGUCUCCCACUAAAAUAAAACUAAUGAAUAGAAAGGGAGGGCGAAUGAACAGUAAAACGAGUAUAAGGAAGCCAUUGCAAGAUCUAGAUAUCAUGGAGUAUAAAGGUUACAUUGAAAAUCCUCAGACAAACUCUAGGAUGCAAUUAACAUUGCAUACAAACGGGAAAGUUCAUUUACCAAGUUUUGUAACGCCUCCAAGAAAGCAUAAAUUAAAGGACUACUUUACCAGUAAUAAUGGGGACCACAAUACCAAUCUAGUAUCACUCCAUCCUUCCAAAACUACUGAUGAUAUUGAUCAGGACAAAGUGGUAAGGAAGUUAGAAUUUAAGAUCUGUGAAAAUUAG
Messenger RNA from Naumovozyma castellii, 687 nucleotides. RefSeq names its product Acm1p (gene ACM1). The transcript has a single exon. The coding region runs from base 1 to 687 and encodes 228 amino acids. NCBI's taxonomy places the organism in Eukaryota, Fungi, Ascomycota, Saccharomycetes, Saccharomycetales, Saccharomycetaceae. The record is from RefSeq and is a predicted model, not a curated record.